Molecule: messenger RNA, 2997 nt
Organism: Podospora anserina S mat+
Lineage: Eukaryota; Fungi; Ascomycota; Sordariomycetes; Sordariales; Podosporaceae
Exons: 1
Coding region: 1-2997 (998 amino acids)
Biological process (GO): mRNA splicing, via spliceosome
Cellular component (GO): spliceosomal complex; intracellular anatomical structure
Molecular function (GO): RNA binding; ATP binding
Source: RefSeq, a predicted model, not a curated record
AUGGGCCGCGACUACGAAGAUGACCGCUCGAACAAGCGGAGGAAGCUGGACUUCAACCCACUGCGCAACGACGAUCGAUUCAGCGACAUCCCAUCCCGCCCCCAAAACCGCUUCAACUCGAGAAGCUCUACACCGCGCGCCGGCUCAAAAUUGGCUGGCGCAUCCACACCAAAGCAACGAGAGUUUGACGGCCCAGAAGAGGGCGUCGACGACCAAGAUGCCAUCAACGCUCUCGACCGCGACUGGUAUGGUGGUGACGAUGACUUGGGUGGACACACGUUUGGCGACGACACCCAUAAUCCAUUCGGCGAUGAGGCAGGCUGGGCAGCGCAGGAAAGGGAGGCCGCCUUGAUAGAGAAAAAGGUCGCCAACUUUUCGCGCGGCGGCAUGAACGCGCGACAGUUGCAGAAACAAAAGGAUGUUGAUGCGUGGGAGACCAACAGAAUGCUCACAUCCGGUGUGGCGCAACGAAGAAAUAUGGGACGCGAUUUUGAGGACGACCAAGAAGGGACCCGCGUUCAUCUUCUCGUGCAUGACCUACGACCGCCGUUCUUGGACGGACGAACUGUCUUUACGAAGCAAUUGGAGCCCAUUCCUGCCGUUCGAGAUGCCCAAAGUGAUAUGGCUGUCUUCAGCAGGAAAGGGAGUCGCGUUGUGAAGGAAAGGCGCACGCAGAGAGAACGCGCAAAACAGGCUCAGGAGGCAACAAACGUGGCAGGAACUGCGCUGGGUAACUUGAUGGGGGUGAAAGAAGAGGACACCGACAGCGCCCUUCCCAUCGCGAGUGAGGAAUCUGGAAAGGCGCAAAACUCAAACAAAUUCAGCGAACAUAUGAAGAAGUCGGAGGGCGCAAGCAACUUCAGUCAAAGCAAAUCCCUGAAAGAACAGCGGGAGUAUCUUCCAGCGUUUGCUGUUCGCGAAGAUUUGCUGCGGGUAAUUCGAGACAACCAAGUGGUCAUUGUGGUCGGAGAAACAGGCUCUGGCAAAACGACACAGCUGGCCCAGUUUCUGUAUGAAGAUGGCUACGGCAAGGUUGGUAUGAUUGGGUGCACACAGCCCCGAAGAGUAGCAGCAAUGAGUGUUGCCAAACGUGUGGCUGAGGAAAUGGAAGUAAAACUCGGGAGUACAGUGGGCUAUGCGAUUCGUUUCGAGGACUGCACCAGCAAAGAGACGGUUAUCAAGUACAUGACAGAUGGUGUGUUGCUUCGAGAAUCUCUGAAUGAGCCGGACCUUGAUCGAUACUCGUGCGUCAUCAUGGAUGAAGCCCACGAAAGAGCGCUCAAUACCGACGUUCUCAUGGGCUUGUUCAAAAAGAUUCUUCAGAGACGCCGCGAUCUGAAACUGAUCGUGACUUCGGCCACGAUGAACUCCAAACGCUUCUCCGACUUUUACGGCGGAGCUCCCGAGUUCACGAUCCCGGGUCGAACAUUCCCCGUUGAUGUCAUGUUUCACCGGUCACCUGUUGAGGACUACGUGGAUGCGGCCGUGCAGCAGGUCCUGGCGAUUCAUGUGGGCAAACCAGCAGGCGAUAUUCUGGUAUUCAUGACGGGCCAGGAAGAUAUCGAGGUAACGUGUGAGCUUGUCCGUGAACGCCUGGAUGCGCUCAACGAUCCUCCAAAGCUCAGCAUCCUCCCUAUUUACAGUCAAAUGCCGGCAGAUUUGCAGGCCAAAAUUUUCGACCGAGCUGCCCCGGGUGUUCGGAAAUGUAUCGUGGCCACCAACAUUGCCGAGACCAGUUUGACGGUCGAUGGUAUCAUGUAUGUGGUUGACGCAGGGUACUCGAAGCUCAAAGUGUACAACCCACGAAUGGGUAUGGACACGCUACAAAUCACCCCCAUCUCGCAAGCAAACGCAUCGCAGCGUUCCGGUCGUGCCGGGCGAACCGGCCCCGGACAGGCCUACCGUCUUUUCACCGAAAAGGCCUUCAAAGACGAGAUGUACAUCUCCACAAUCCCCGAGAUUCAAAGAACCAACCUGAGCAACACAGUCUUGCUCCUCAAGUCCCUCGGCGUCAAAGACCUGCUCGACUUUGACUUUAUGGACCCCCCACCCCAAGACACCAUCACGACCUCCUUGUUCGACCUGUGGGCGCUGGGAGCCCUGGACAACCUCGGCGAGCUGACCGACCUGGGACGGAAGAUGAACGCCUUCCCCAUGGACCCCUCCCUCGCCAAACUUCUGAUCAUGUCGGAGCAAUAUGGCUGCAGCGAAGAGAUGGUCACCAUCGUCUCGAUGCUCUCCGUCCCCAACGUCUUCUUCCGACCUAAAGAACGCCAGGAGGAAUCCGACGCCGCACGGGAGAAGUUCUUCGUGCCAGAGUCAGACCACCUGACCUAUCUCCACGUCUACACGCAGUGGAAAGCAAACGGGUACAGCGACCGGUGGUGCGUCCAGCACUUUUUGCACUCCAAGUCCCUCCGCCGCGCGAAAGAGGUCCGGGACCAGCUGCUGGAUAUCAUGAAGAUGCAGCAGAUGGAAAUGGUGAGCUGCGGGACGGACUGGGACGUGAUCCGAAAGUGCAUCUGCUCGGGGUAUUACCAUCAGGCGGCCAAAGUCAAGGGCAUAGGCGAGUACAUUAAUUUGCGAACGUCGGUGACGGUUCAGCUCCACCCGACGAGCGCGCUUUAUGGGCUGGGUUUCUUGCCGGAUUAUGUCAUUUAUCAUGAGCUGAUCCUGACGUCGAAGGAGUACAUGUCUACGGUCACGUCGGUGGACCCUCACUGGCUGGCCGAGCUGGGCGGGGUGUUUUAUUCGGUCAAGGAGAAGGGGUAUUCGGCUAGGGAGAAGAGGAUCACGGAGACCGAGUUUAACAAGAAGAUGGAGAUUGAGGCGCAGAUGGCGGCGGAUAAGAAGAGGCAUGAGGAGGAGGUGCAGGCCGAGGAGGAGCUGAAGCUGGUGAAGAAGGCUGGUCCGGCGGGGAAGAGUAAAGAUAAAAAGACGGUCACGUCGGGGGCGGUGGUGAAGCCCGUGAGGAAGAGGGCUGGGAGGGGGUUUUGA